Messenger RNA from Octodon degus (degu), 2982 nucleotides. RefSeq names its product adhesion G protein-coupled receptor F3 (gene Adgrf3). The coding region runs from base 1 to 2982 and encodes 993 amino acids. Gene Ontology annotation, cellular component: membrane. Gene Ontology annotation, molecular function: G protein-coupled receptor activity. The record is from RefSeq and is a predicted model, not a curated record. The transcript is spliced from 12 exons. Gene Ontology annotation, biological process: G protein-coupled receptor signaling pathway; cell surface receptor signaling pathway. NCBI's taxonomy places the organism in Eukaryota, Metazoa, Chordata, Mammalia, Rodentia, Octodontidae.
AUGGUCUGUCCGGCUGCUUCCCAGCUGCUCCUGGCCACAACUCUCCUCCUGGGGUCAGUGGUCGCCCCAACGUCCCAGCCUGUUCAGGGUCAGGCUGGAGAGGGACCUGGACAACAGCUGGACCAUGAGAGUGGAGCAGGAGAUUCAGUCCUGGUCUCUGUCUAUGUGCAACUGGAAUUCUCAGACAAGACCUGGUCAUUGGCACACGACAGGGCCCUGACUAUUCCUCCUGCCUUGGCUGCUUCCUCCCCAAGAAAUCUGACUGGCCUUAACAUCACGACAGACUGUAAUGUCACGCACACGGGGCACAGUCGCUGUGCUUGCCGCCCAGGAUACCGGUGGAGCGCCCAUCUCUGUUCCCGCCGCACAUCCUGCUCCUCCCGUGAUCAGCUCUGUGACUGUCAAAUCUUCAGCCACUCUGUCUCCAGCUACUGCCAGUUGCUGCCACCUGGUCCCCCUCCAUCCCUGUCUUCUGCCCCUACAGUGCCUGGGAAGCUCUCCCUGAACUCCCAGCAACAGAAGCCUGGUGACAAGCUGAACCUGACUCUGUUCACCACUCCUGAUGCCACCAGCCUGACAUGGUUCUUGAGACAUACAGAGAACGACAAAUACACUGUCCUGCGGUCAGGGACACAGGUGUCCUUGAGCUCCAGCCAUGGUCAGGCCAUCCUCAGCAUCUCGAACAUGUCCUACCACUGGUCAGGUGAGUACCUUAUCUACUUCGAGGCCCUGGGAUUUAUCUGGAAGCUGCAGCAGGUGGUGACAGUGCCCUUGCGGAGGUCAGAAGUGGCUCCAUUUCCAGACCAGCUGUCCAUCUCCUGCACUGCCUCCCCUGGCUUCCAGCUGAGCUGCUGCUUUCCCAGAACAGAUCUGGUCUACACUGCUGCCUGGAGCCCCAGGGUGGGCAGCCAAGUCUCCUUACUCAACAGGACAGACUCUCAGUGCCUGCUGCUGGAUGUUCAACACUGCCCGGAAGCCAACACUGCAUACACUUGUGAGCUGGACGCACAUGGCCUGGCUCCUCUUAGGAGAUCUGUAGCCAUUACCAUCAUCCAGGAUGGAGACAUUGUCUGCCCUGAGGACCUCUCAGCUGCUACCUGGAAUGUCACUAAAGCUGGCCACGUGGCACAGGUCCCAUGUCCCAUGAACAGGACAGGCAUGAUGAAGAGGCUCUGCGGGCCUGAUGGGAUCUGGGGGCCCAUCCAGAACAACUGCAUAGACAUGGAGAUCCUGGCCUUGUAUGAAGAAGCCAGGUUGCUGCAGGCCGGCCAGGGGAAACCUUCUAAAAGAGUGCCACAAAUCCUGGAAAGGCUGCAAGAGCGAGUAGAGAAGGCAAGCUCGCCCUCUGACUUACUGAAACUGCUGGGCACUGUGGAAUUACUGGCUAGUGUGGUGGCAGAAGUCAGAACAGUGCUGAAUCCCAGUUCCCUGGAGGACCUCCUGACAAUCACAGACAAAGUCCUAGACAUGAAUGCCAGCUCUCUGUGGACCCCUGCCCAAGCCCAGCAGCCCUCGAUGGGCUCAAAUUUCCUGCUGGCUGUGGAGACCCUGCUACGCAGCUUGUCCCCCAAGGAUCAGCCCUUCUCCUUCAACUCCUCCAAUGUGCUGCUGCACCGUCAGGUCCUGGAAUCCACAUUUGCUGAUGACUACAAAAUCUCCUUCUCUACCCAGCCCCCGCUAUGGGCCUGCAUCUCCAAAUAUUCACUGACCCCACUGGUUCACAGUGGAGCCAAUGUCAGUGUGACCAGUCUGGUGCUACAAAAACUGAACCACCUUUUGCCCUCCAACUAUGGACAAGGGAUGGGGGCCCUCCAGUAUGCCACCCCUGGCCUGGUCCUCGUCAUCUCCAUCAUGGUAGGCAGCAAAGCCUUCACCCAAGCAGAGGUCAUCAUGGACUUCGGGCAUACAGAGGGCAACCUGCACUGUGUCUUCUGGGACCAUAAGCUCUUCCAGAAUGCAGGAGGCUGGUCAGAUAAAGGGUGCCAGGCACAGGAAGCUAAUGACAGCCUUGGCACUCAGUGUGUCUGCCAGCACCUCACUGCCUUCUCCAUCCUCAUGUCCCGGCAUACUGUCCCAGAAAACCCUGUCCUGAAGCUCCUGAGUAAAGUGGGCUUGGGUACCUCCAUACUGGCACUGCUCAUGUGCCUGGGAGUAUACAGGCUAGUGUGGAAAGCUGUGGUGCGGAACAAAGUUGCCUUCUUCCGCCACGCUGCCCUGUUCAACAUGGUGAUCUGUUUGCUGGCUGCAGACAUCUGGUUCCUGGUAUCCUCAGUCUUUCUUCCAGGGACUCCUGAUCUGCUCUGCCUGGCCACUACCUUCCUCUGUCAUUUUUUCUACUUGGCCACCUUUUUCUGGAUGCUGGCGCAGGCCCUACUGUUGGCUCACCAGCUGCUUUUUGUCUUCCAUCAGCUCUCUAAGCCCCUGGUUCUCUCCCUCAUGGUGAUCCUUGGCUACCUGUGCCCCCUGGGGUUUGCAGGUGUCACCCUGGGCCUCUAUCUGCCUCGAGGACAAUACCUAAGGGAAGGAAGAUGUUGGCUGGAUGGGAAGGGUGGGGCAAUCUAUACCUUUGCAGGGCCAGUGCUGGCCAUCGUGGGCAUGAAUGGGCUGGUGCUCGCCAUGACUGUGCUGAAGUUGCUGAGACCUUCGCUCUCUGAAGGGCCCCCAGUUGAGAAGCGCCAGGCUCUCAUGGGAGUGCUCAAAGCCCUGCUCAUUCUCACACCCAUCUUCGGCAUCACAUGGGGCCUGGGCCUGAUGACUCUGGUGGAGGAAGCCGCCACUAUUCCUCAUUAUCUCUUUGUCAUCCUCAACAGCUUCCAGGGAGUUUUCGUCUUAUUGUUUGGCUGCCUUGCAGAUAAGAAGGUGCAGGAGGCCUUGCGCAAACGCUUCUGCCACACCCAACCCCCCAACUCUGCCAUCUCCCUGGUGAGUUGCUGGCUGCAAGGCUUCCCAAGAAGGUCUGAGGGGACCCACAACCUUCCCUAG